Penicillium daleae is the source of this 1554-nucleotide messenger RNA. RefSeq lists its product as uncharacterized. Lineage: Eukaryota; Fungi; Ascomycota; Eurotiomycetes; Eurotiales; Aspergillaceae. The transcript has 2 exons. Gene Ontology annotation, cellular component: fungal-type vacuole membrane; plasma membrane. The coding region runs from base 1 to 1554 and encodes 517 amino acids. The record is from RefSeq and is a predicted model, not a curated record. Gene Ontology annotation, molecular function: transmembrane transporter activity. Gene Ontology annotation, biological process: transmembrane transport.
AUGGCCCGGACCUUAGGAGACGAGGAAAAGGGGGUGCAAUCUUCCCCAGACGUGCAAUCGUCCUCAUCGGAUCUUGCGCCUGAAGAUCCAUCUGUCUUGAGCCCUGCACCAUCCGAGUCAGGCAAUAUAUUCAGCCGGCUCAAUGGCCGUCUUACGGAGCUGGAAUUCUUCGAAAGUCGCGGUAUCGAGCGUGUCCCACUCCACGAGCGCCAUGAUGCCAAGGCGUCUGAUUACCUGCAGAUGAGUCUGCUAUGGUUCAGUACUAAUAUCACGGCGAACAACAUGGCUCUUGGUAUGAUGGGCCCGCUGAUAUUUUCGUUGGGCUUUGUCGAUUCUGCUCUGUGUGCCACUUUUGGCGCGUUGCUUGGAGCGGCCGGUGUUGCUUACAUGGGCACAUUUGGACCCGCUAGUGGCAAUCGUACCAUGGUUAUCGCACGAUAUUUCAUGGGUUAUUACCCGAGCAAAAUUGCUUGUCUUCUGAACAUAAUUAUCAUGCUGGGCUACGGCAUGAUAGAUUGUGUAGUUGGUGGUCAAGUUCUAUCUGCCGUUGCUGGGGGUCGCAUGACUGUCGUCGUGGGCAUCAUCAUUAUCGCCAUCGUAACCUGGGUGGUGGUUUUGUUUGGCAUGCGUUUAUUUCAUAUCUAUGAGCGAUGGGCAUGGAUUCCUCAGAUCAUCGCCGUCUUCGUCUUGGUCGGCAGUGCGGGUCCCAAGUUUGAUACUUCAAUUGCCUCGACUGGCUCUUCUCAGACCAUCGCUGGAAACAGACUGUCCUUCUUUUCACUCUGUCUAUCUGCGUCCGUGGCUUGGGCGCCCGCGGGUGCCGACUUUUACGUCUACUUUCCUCCUACCACGUUGAAAUGGAAGACUUUCCUCAUGACCUUCCUCGGUGUGGGGUUGUCCCUGACGUUCGCCAACUUGAUGGGCGUUGGACUCGCAUCGGGCACUGUGACACAUGCGACAUGGGAGGAUGCAUAUAACACUUCAUCUGGGGCCUUGAUUCUCGCCGGCUACGAUGGUCUUGGAGGAUUCGGCAAAUUCAUGGGCGUCCUUGUCGCACUUGGGCUUAUCGCCAACAACAUCCCCGGCACGUACUCAGCCUCGCUAGGCUUCCAAAUCAUGGGGCGUAACUUAGCAAGGCUGCCGCGGUGGUUCUACUCGUGUGUCGGCGUUGUCAUCUACACAGCAUGCGCGCUCGGUGGACGCAAUAAUUUAUACGACAUCUUCGAUAAUUGGCUGGCACUAAUGGGCUAUUGGGUGACAAUCUACCUGACCAUUGCCAUUGAAGAGCAUCUGAUAUAUCGCCGAUCGCUCGGAUUUGACUGGGAUGCGUGGGCAGAUCCGUCUAAACUGCCGGUCGGUAUCGCAGCACUAUUGGCAUUUUUGAUUGGCUGGGCUGGGGCUAUUGUGUCUAUGGACCAGGUCUGGUUUGUUGGACCGAUCGCGAAGAUGGUUGGCGACGAUGGCUCUGACCUUGGCAUUUGGGUUGGGGUCUCGUGGGCGAUGCUAGCCUACCCGCCUCUCCGAUGGGUGGAACUGAAGCAGUUUCAGCGGUAA